AUGACCGGCAUAGUUCAGACUGACCUUGCUCAUCCUACCGCAACCAAAUACAAGGACGAGCCUGUGGACGAUCAUCUGCGCCAACAUCAUAUCUCUGGACACCGCGGUCCGCAGCAUUCUCACCUUCUCCAUCCGGGGCCAGCGAGUCUCGCCCAAAAACAGAAGCAACCCGAGUCACCACACCAGCCUACCACAGCCAUUCCUGGCUCAUACGCUCCCCAUACAUUAGGAAACGGAGUCUUGCAUCACCAGCAUCCAUACGGCCCACCCACUCACGAGCAGCCCUAUUAUACAUCUCAUCCAUCUUACACGACAGCCAGCGCACCAGGCCAGUAUCAUUCAAGCGGUCCUCAAGAAAUCAUGGCGACAACGCAAAUGCAACGGCCGUAUCCCCCAAUUUAUCAUACACCACAAUCGAGCUCGCCGGCCUCGGUAGCUUCCCAAACUCAUGAACAACAUAGUCGGAAUCUUUAUGCCCAAUCACCCCAGAUGAAUACGCUAUAUGGUUACCAACAGGCUUUAACAUCCCUCAACCCAGUUCAGCCUUCACCAUACGGAGCUCACCCCUCGCCUCAACAGCAUCCCCUCACCUCCCAGUCGCUGAUGAUGUCCCAUCAAACAAGCACCGCACAACUACCACACCAACCUUCCCAUCCCCCUCCAGGUACAUUGACAAGCCCCAGUUCUGCUACGGCACAACAACCAACGCCCCCUCAAAGAGCUGUAUUGAACCCACCCCGUUCUACCACUGCAGCUCCUCUUUCUGUGAACACUGUUCACCAUCAAAAUUCCACUGUUGGGGCAAGCUCUAGCGCCGCACCGGGUCCUAUCCCAGCUACAACCCCUCUAGUUGUACGGCAGGAUAGCAACGGCGUCCAGUGGAUUGCUUUUGAAUAUUCUCGAGACCGCGUGAAAAUGGAGUACACGAUUCGAUGCGAUGUCGAAUCUGUUAAUGUCGACAGCUUGGGCCAGGAGUUCAAGACAGAGAACUGCGUCUACCCUCGAGCCUGUUGUAGCAAAGACCAAUACAGGGGAAACCGACUGGUUUAUGAGACAGAGUGUAAUGCGGUUGGAUGGGCCUUGGCAGAUCUCAACCCUGCAUUGAGGGGUAAGCGUGGGCUAAUUCAGCGAGCUGUCGAUAGCUGGAGAAACAGCAACCAGGAUCCUCGACUUCGAAGCCGGCGGGUACGAAGAAUGGCUAAGAUGAACAGACGCCAAGGUGUGGCGCCGCAACCACCAGCCCACAUGGCUCCCACCACGCCCGUUGCCCCCGGAAUUCCCAGCUCCAGCCUUACUGCGGCCGGUCCACGUCCUGGACUUGGGCCUCUGGCGGCUAUGGGACCGCCUCAACUACACCAUCACCACGCUCAACCGGAAGGAGUCACCCCGAAUGAGGAAGUUAGCGGUGCUGCAGAAUUUGGAAAUGGUAUCAAUCGCCCACCUGCGCCAUCCGUCCCAGUACCAUCACCGACAGACAUCCGCGCUGCCCAGGUCUUCCAUGGAUACCCAGCAUUCCCACUUCCCCCCAACUCAGCUGCGGGACAUAGAGGCCCUUCUAUCCCCCCUCUUCUUCGAGAUACGGGAAUCAGCCCGCUUGGACGACACCCCACCGUUGCUACCUCGAACAACAGAGUUGAAGAAAUGGAUGAUUAUGACGAACGUGACCCGAGCAAAGAUGACCUCUUCGGGACACAGCCGGAUGGCAAGCGCCGCAAAUUCAUCCUGGUAGAUGAUGCUCAGCGAGGAUGUCGUGUCCGAGUUAAAGUUAUGUUGGACCAGGUCGACAUGAAUGAGAUUCCCGAUUCAUAUCGCAUGUCUAACUCGGUGUACCCUCGUACUUACUUUCCGGUACAGAUGAAGAGUCCGAGGACUCAACCGAUUGCAGGGAACAGAUACAUCAAGGAUAAUCUCGAGAAUGAUGAUGACGGAAAUGAUGAAGCGGCGACUAUUGGGAAAAUCAUGGUUCCCACUCCUCAGGUUGACGACCACAGUGAAAUCGCAGUCCCCAAAAUUUCUUGCCGACGCCACAGGAAGGAAGUGCUGUUGAACAAUCUAGGCUACCGGAUGAGCUGGAGCCAAAGCCGAGUGUUUGCGGGGCGGACGCUAUUCCUUCAACGAUCUUUGGAUGCGUAUCGCAACAAAAUGCGCAGCACAAUGCUAGGCGCGGGCCAUGAGCCGACAUCGAUCCCUCGGCAUUUCGAAACUCGCGCAGGCAAGCGACAAUUCCUCGAGCGUAGGAGGCGCACCGCUGCCUCUUCCGUUCGGGGAGCGGGAGGCGUGCAUACGCUUUCCGCCUCCCAGCACGAGGCGGAAGAAGUCGAACCUUGA
This is a messenger RNA of Aspergillus ochraceoroseus IBT 24754, 2328 nucleotides long. RefSeq lists its product as uncharacterized. Bases 1 to 2328 code for a protein of 775 amino acids. The record is from RefSeq and is a predicted model, not a curated record. Lineage: Eukaryota; Fungi; Ascomycota; Eurotiomycetes; Eurotiales; Aspergillaceae. The transcript has 5 exons.